This is a messenger RNA of Salvia hispanica, 2793 nucleotides long. RefSeq names its product stachyose synthase-like. Lineage: Eukaryota; Viridiplantae; Streptophyta; Magnoliopsida; Lamiales; Lamiaceae. The record is from RefSeq and is a predicted model, not a curated record.
UUCUCUCCAUCAACUUCAACAACAUUUCAUCAAAUCAUUCAACUCUCUACGCACAAUCAAAGCUCAUUAGCAACUUUCCAAUCUUUCUUAACCUUUUUUCCCCCAAAUUAUAGCUCAAUCAUGUCACCACCUAACAUGAUUCUUGAAAAAAUUUCAAACUAUUUCCGAAAAGGAAAACCUGAACCAUGCAGAUUCUCCCUGUCUCCAGACAGGGCAAUCUCAGUAGAUGGAGUUCCACUCCUCUCUGAAGUCCCACAAAACAUAACUCUUUCGAGUUUCUCUUCCGUUUAUCGCUAUCCCAACUUCAUUGAUUCUCCCCCGCCAGAGAACCUCCUCAAAUCAGUCGAAUCCAACAUCGAAAACGGGGCCUUCAUAGGCCUCUCUGUCGAGGAACCCCUCGACAGAGUCCUCUGUUCCAUCGGCAAAUUCAAGAACCGGAAAUUCCUAAGCAUUUUCCGGUUCAAGACAUGGUGGUCCACCAUGUGGACCGGUUCGAGCUCCUCAGAGCUCCAAAUGGAGACGCAGCUCGUUAUCUUACAAGUCGAGGAACUCAACUCCUAUGUGUUGAUCCUCCCUCUUAUCGAAGGAGGAUUCCGGUCGGCCAUCCAUCCGGGGACGGAUGGCCAGACCAUCCUCUGUGUGGAGAGUGGGUCCACGCAGGUGAAGGCGAAAGCUUUCGCCUCAUGCGCCUACCUCCACGUUGGGGACAACCCGUACGACCUCAUGAGGGAGGCGAUGGCAGCGGUUCGAGUCCACUUAGGUACGUUUAGGUUGUUGGAGGAGAAAGAAUUGCCUAAGAUCGUAGACUGUUUCGGGUGGUGCACGUGGGACGCGUUCUACCUGACCGUGGAGCCGGUCGGGGUGUGGAACGGGGUCAAGAGCCUCGCAGAGAAUGGGGUCCCUGCGAGGUUCUUGAUCAUUGACGACGGAUGGCAGAGCAUCAACAUGGAUCACGAGGAUCCCCUGCGCGACUCCAAGGACUUAACAUGCCUUGGGUCGCAGAUGCUUUGCAGACUUUAUCGUUUUAAAGAAAACGAUAAGUUUGCAAAGUAUUGGACAGGGGCGCUGACAGGUCCCAAUGCGCCCCUGUUCAACCAGGAGGAGCACGACCGAAUGUUUAAAGAGAUGGUCGAGCUGGCUGAGAAGAAAAAGGCCCUCGAGGAGGCCGGGGAGGAUGGUUCUGGCCUCCCAGAGGCCAGGAUCAUCGAGUAUCUAGAGGCGCCCGAGGGAGUCGAAUCGGGUGGUUUGAAGGCUUUGAUUGGGGAUUUGAGAAGGGAGUUUCCUAAUUUGGAUGAUGUUUAUGUGUGGCAUGCUCUUUGUGGGGCCUGGGGUGGGGUUAGGCCUGGGACCACUCAUUUAAAUAGCAAGGUGACAUCAGCAAAGGCGGGUCCAGGGCUGGCGAAGACCAUGUUUGACCUGGCUGUUGUGAUGAUCGAGAAGGGCGGGAUUGGGCUCGUUGACCCAAACAAGGCGGAUGACUUUUACGAAGCGAUGCACUCGUACCUGGCCGAUGCUGGAGUUACCGGUGUGAAAGUCGACGUGAUUCAUACGUUGGAGUAUGUGAGUGAAGACCAUGGUGGAAGAGUGAAGCUAGCCAAGGCAUACUAUGAUGGCCUAACCAAAUCUCUAAGAAAAAAUUUCAAUGGGACAGGCCUAAUUGCUAGCAUGGAGCAAUGCAACGACUUCUUUUUCUUGGCCACAAACCAAAUAUCCAUGGCUCGAGUUGGCGAUGACUUUUGGUUCGAGGACCCUAAUGGCGACCCGAUGGGAGUGUAUUGGCUUCAAGGUGUCCAUAUGGUACAUUGUAGUUACAACAGCUUGUGGCAAGGUCAGUUUGUUCGACCCGAUUGGGAUAUGUUCCAAUCAGAUCAUAUUUGUGCAGAGUUCCAUGCGGCCUCCCGUGCAAUCUGUGGGGGGCCGGUCUAUGUCAGUGAUAAAGUCGGCCACCAUGACUUGGAUCUCCUAAGGAAGCUAGUUUUGCCUGAUGGGACCAUACUAAGAUGCCAGCAUUAUGCACUUCCAACUAGGGAUUGCCUCUUUGAGAACCCUCUCUUUGAUGGCAAAACCCUGCUUAAGUUGUGGAACCUAAACAAGUUUGGAGGGGUGAUUGGAGUGUUCAACUGCCAGGGAGCCGGAUGGUACCCCGAGGAGCAUAGGUGCAGGGCUUACCCAGAGUGCUACAAGACGAUGUCGGGUUAUCUCUCCCCCAACGACGUGGAGUGGGAGCAGGAUGAGUGUACUAUUGAUUACAGAAAGAAUGGAAUGUUUGUUGUUUAUCUACACAAGGCUGGGAGUCUUCAUCUAACGAAGGCCAGUGAGAAACUAGAGAUCACUCUAGAGCCAUCGUCAUUUGAGAUUGCGAUGAUUGCACCUGUUUUAGAGUUGGGUGGGGAGAUCAAGUUUGCUGGAGUUGGACUCGAGAACAUGUUGAACAGCGGUGGGGCGAUUGAGCUUGUGGAGCAGAAAAUCGAGGCGAAGAACAUAGUUUGUUUGAUGAAGAUUAAGGGAGCAGGAAGGUUCUUGGCCUAUUCAAGUGUGAAGCCUGAGAAGGUUGUGUUGGAUGGUGAGAUUGUUGAAUUUGAAUGGAGAAAUGAUGGGGUUUUGAAGUUUGAAGUGCCAUGGAAUGGUGGAGAAGUGAAAGAUGUUCAGAUCUUGAUUACCAAAUAAGUUGUGAUUUACACAUUUCUUGUUAAUUUAUUUGGUUUAUCUUGUUUGUUCUUUUGAUUUUUUCUGUUGUAUUGUAUGAACAUUUUUUUCUUUUCAAGGAUGUUUCUGUUUGCAAACAGGUGACAA